Molecule: messenger RNA, 3018 nt
Organism: Serendipita indica DSM 11827
Lineage: Eukaryota; Fungi; Basidiomycota; Agaricomycetes; Sebacinales; Serendipitaceae
Source: the annotation of a GenBank genome assembly
AUGGCGAGUUCUCCGUCUCGCAAGCGCUCUUGCGAUGAUAGCCUUGAGCAAGCUCAGAUCAAGCGUCCGCGCAGACUUGAUGCCACUCUCGGCCUGACGCCUGAAACUCCUCCACCUCUCGUACUUUUAGAUGUACCCCACCUGCAGCAUAUAUGGGACGACAUGUCCCAUGGUACAUUAUUUGAGCUCGCCAGGCUCGCCAUCAUGCACCAAAUCGACUUGUCAAGGAUCCCUGAGGGACGACUAAAACCUCUGAUAGGGAGCAAUUCGGCGACUGUCAACAAUAUAUGGGAUGUACUUGGCAUCAAUCCAUCUCGCGUUCUCUGUGCUACGGCCGCACAAGUUCUUGACUGGGAGGCGGCCGCGCAUAUCCAAGGAGACGGUUCAACAUUGGAAACUUCAGACGAAAUAGAUCCUCCCAGAGCCAAGAGUGGAAGGGUCGCCUUCACCGCGUCACUUCCCAUGUCCGCGAUCACUACUCGAGGUUCAACGCAUCCUGUCGAAGCUCCCAUCACCCUUCACUUACCAAAGGUUGGACCAUCUUGCUUAUUCACCCGCGUAUUCGGCUCUCAUAGAUUUCUGCGAGUGAAAGUUGUCGAUCGUAUCAAACUCAGGGACCGUGACUGCGAAGCCCUGUGGGAGAUGGCGCUACGGCCGAUUUCGUUAUUGGGAAGAGUAUAUCUUCCACUAGUGGAGAAAAAUGACACCAUUUGGUACUAUAUGGAGGGCUUAGAUCGCCUUGGGAAGCAUGCCGAAACCUUACAUCGUGGCAGACGGGGUAGCUACGGUUUAGGAAGGAUUAUUCCUAAUUCUGUAGCGCUAAUUGGGUGGUGGACGCCUUUCUCCUUCAACAAGGAGCAACCUAUAUGCAAGUUAGCCACAAGACUGCAUCUCGGAGUGAGUGAUACUAGCCCUGGGCCGUUGGUGGAGAUGAUAUAUGUCGAGGACGACAUAAAAAGAGAUGGAUACGUCUUCACCGACGGUUCGGGUGAGGUAUCUGGGCCUUUACUCCGCAGAUUUAGAGCAAAAUGUCCACAAGCUCGAAACGAGGCCUCUGCCUAUCAAAUCAGAAUCAGUACAGCCAAAGGCAUCGUUCAAGUUGCAGAGAGCCCUGAUGUGCACCGUCCACCGCAGUGGAUGAAGGUCACUCGGUCAAUGAUCAAAGCAAAGCACGGGGAGGGGAAACUACCCCGAGAUGGACCUCUACUCCUCAAUGGUUUCCGGAUCCUAGACGCAGCCCACUUUGUUGUCUGCAUCGUCCAAGAUGCUUCAUGGCGAUAUCCAGCUCAGCUAUCAAAACAAUUGAUCCCCAUCCUUCAUCAUCAAGGCGUACCGGUAGAAAUGUUAGCGACUUUCCUGGAAAAGGACAUAUCAGAGACUAUGCUUUCCCUAAAACUUCAGCCACCACCAAGAGCGGGUGAGUCACCGGCAGCAGUUUUGGGACUCGCAAAAGCGGUGCAACGUCACGGAAAUCUUAUUCACCGAGCCCUUAUGGACGACCCAUAUGGUCGUCGUCCCAGUCACAGAAUGAAGUCGAUUGAGAGCGACGAACCGUGGACUUUGGAGGACAUCCUUCCAAGUGAGGACGAGGAAGGAGAGGGUACAGUGUAUUCAUAUGCGAACUCCGUCCUCUACGAAGUCCAGCAACUCUAUCUUGCCAUCAUUGUGGGCUUCAACAUUUCUUCAUCCAACUACUUUCUACAAUGCUGGAAAAGGCUCCUCAAGCGCGCAUUAAGGAAGAGCUCCAUCGAUUUCAGGAUCUCAUUCAGCAGUUCAGCAUAUUGCAUGCUUGUACCAGAUUUCUCGGGUCAAUUACCCGAAGGUUACAUCUCGUUCACACCUCCAGAGAUAGUUUAUGAUGGCGACAAUCGAGCCGUUGAUUUCACGAAGGGAGAAGUUCUGAUAGGCAGGCAUCCUGCCCUUCUACCGACUGACAUCCAGAAGGUUCGACUAGCAAAUAUCACUAGCCUGAAACAGAAACGAGGUCUCAUCAUCUGCUCAACACAAGGCUCUCGGCCCUUGGCCGAUCUGCUCUCUGGUGGAGAUUAUGACGGUGACGAGGCAAUCAUCAUCUGGGAUCGAAACGUCGUCAACGCAUUUCAGAAUGCUGACACGCAGCUUUCUUUCAAGCCAGCCGAGGUGGAUGCGAGCUUCGUUAAAGAUUCACAAACGAUCCAAGACCUAUGCCACAAGAUUGAAUCCAUGAGCGAGGACCAAGAACGGGCAACGAUUGCAGAACACUUUCUGGAAUCACUCAAAAUGCCUCUGAUCCACGGAAUCUACAAUUCGUACUACCUCAAGGCUAUUGACAAGUUUGGUUUCGACUCCUUAGACGCACGGAUACUCGCCCACAAGUCAAACAUGCUGCUUGAUGCCCCUAAAACGUCGAUGCGCUUAUUGGAGGAAGUUAAAUCCGCCGAUGAAAAGAAAUACGGGAUACUGCCCAGGCCGUAUUGGAAGAGGAGGCUCGACUCUUAUAAAAAAUCCGGAGAACAUUGGGAUGACGGGCCUCUUCCAACCGCUCAAAACAACCCGCUUGACAUCUUGCACGACAGAGGUCACGCGUUUGCAGAAGAAGAGCACCGUAGAAAAUUGCUCCAACCGUGGCAAAAAGCAGAGCAGUGGGCGAGGGGGGAUCCAGAUCGAGAACGCGAAUUGGACGUCAUCAGGAACGUUGUCAAUGAAUACACAGCGGAAUUUACAAAGCUCCCAUCGAUGAAAACGGACUACAAGGCCUAUCAAGCGAAGCUCUUCGAUCUCGCACGACGAUUUGCGACCAGCCCCACGGAGAGUGAGGUCCCUCAGUUGAUGGGAAUAACCGACGAUGGGGUUCAAAAGGCUAAGGCGUCACUUGCAUACAAACAAGAUUGCCAAUACAUUCGUGGUGGCUCGACAAGCGGCUUUCCUUGGAAGGUUGCAUCUCUUAUCCUCCUGAGUAUCCUUGCCGAGGGAUCCUCCGUCAAGAUAUCCUUCCCUCGCCUCGCUCGCCUCACACCACACUCUUCCUUUGUAUCAUAA